AUGUUAAUGUUCUUUAUAUUAUUGUUAUCGGAGUUAGGAAACGUUCUAUGUAUAAAAUACGACAAUAAAUUUCAUUAUGAUUUGUAUGAAACAACGAAAUUAUCGGGUAAAAAUAAUUUGAAUGAAACUUUCUUUUCGUCACUAGAAAGUUACCAAGUAGAUGCGCAACCGGUAUCUGAAGUGCAAUACCCAUGGGUGGCAAAGGUGAUUCACUCUCGCAGUAAGCAUAAACCGCACAUGUGUACCGCCGUGUGUAUUGAGAAGAGGAUAUUUAUCACCGCCGCUAGAUGCAUCUAUAGCUUAAAAGUAAAACAUACCACAGUAAUAUAUCAACAGGAGAGACUACCAGCUCUGUCAUUUGUGGUACCAUCGCAGGGUACGAAGCAAGCCUUCGACGAUAUUGGAUUUAUUGUAGUUGAGGACGGCUUUACAGGCAUUUGGAAGACUAUUAAACUUUUUGAAAGUACAAACAGGACGGACGAUAAUUUCGAAUGGUUCGUGAAUCUUGGUCUAUCUGGAAUGGGCUUCAAAGUUGUUGGAUAUGCCACACAGAAGGGUAUUCAUCGAAUCAAAGCGGCCGAAAGAGAAUUCGAUUUAACCGAAUUAGAAAUUAAAAUAGAUAUCAAGAUAUGCACCACUAUUCUUACUUUCAACAAUCGCGUAAACGGAUUUCACGUGCCGUGCUACCACUCAUGUACUUUAGAGCAGUUUAAAACUAACAAUAAACUGUGUCAGAAAUAUCACGGUGUAGAGGGAGGCGCAAUCAUUGAUAUAAAAACACAUAAAUUACUUGGUGUGGCGACAUGGGGACCUUAUUUUUAUAAAUACGAGUUGCCUGUUGGGUUUUCAGUGCCUAACUCAGAUAAUUUUUUUAAAGAUUACACCUGCGCCAGGCAUAUAAGAAAUGAUAAUAGCGUAUUGGUAAUGGCUGGAUACUAUCAAAGCAUUUGUGAUGACAUUUGA
Molecule: messenger RNA, 963 nt
Organism: Achroia grisella
Lineage: Eukaryota; Metazoa; Arthropoda; Insecta; Lepidoptera; Pyralidae
Exons: 4
Coding region: 1-963 (320 amino acids)
Biological process (GO): proteolysis
Molecular function (GO): serine-type endopeptidase activity
Source: RefSeq, a predicted model, not a curated record